This is a messenger RNA of Zeugodacus cucurbitae (melon fly), 1155 nucleotides long. Its product is annotated as microfibril-associated glycoprotein 4. The record is from RefSeq and is a predicted model, not a curated record. Lineage: Eukaryota; Metazoa; Arthropoda; Insecta; Diptera; Tephritidae. The transcript has 4 exons. Bases 60 to 1124 code for a protein of 354 amino acids.
AUGCAUAUUCACUUAACAUCGGCUCUCAAUCGUAUUCAGUUUGCUUUAAAUCGUGGAGAAUGGCACAACGUUUGAUAUAUUUGUCCAUUCUGUGUGGACUUCCUUUGUACACAGUGAAUUGUUUGACACCUAACGAAACUAGCCCCAAUGUUGCGCCAUUUAUAAACUAUCUUUGUGAUGAUGAUUUAUUAAAAAGCUCGGUCAACAAGGUGGAGCAACUGAGCCUCAAGUUAGAAAAUUAUAAUCUACGCAUGCAAAGUGAGUUAAUGGCAAUGAAGGAGCAACUUUUACGUGAACAGAAAACGAACCUUGAAUUAUUUGAAUUGAAAAUUACAACAAACAUCCGUACAUUAAUCGAACAAAAUACGAAAAUGUCUUCAAGUAAUGACGAAAGCAAAAAUUUGGAGACAGCUCACCAUGUGACCAAGAAGCCCUCUUCUUGUACUGAAGCUAUGCGUAAGGAAAACGGCAAAUAUGCAGAAAGCGGCGUUUAUGAAAUUCACUUGCCACAAUUCUUCCAACGCCCUUUCGAAGUUUAUUGUCUUUUUGAUCCUAAUAACGGCCAACCAUGGACUAUAAUUCAACGUCGACAAAGCAACGACACCGACUUCUAUCGUGACUGGUCUGAGUAUGAACACGGUUUCGGUGAUUUGAAUGCGAAUUACUUUCUCGGUUUGGAUAAAAUACAUGCCAUUACUCAUUCGCAAGCACAUGAACUCCGGUUUGAAUUAGAGGAUUUUAAAAACGAGACGCGAUUUGCUAAGUACGAUAGUUUCGCUAUUAGCAAUGCUCAGGAUAAAUAUGAAUUGACUGUUCUGGGACAAUAUUUAGGUACAGCAGGUGAUUCGUUCACUUAUCAUCGUGGUGAAAAGUUCACCACAAAAGAUAGUGAUAAUGACAAAGACGAUAAAAAUUGUGCGGUGGAGUAUACGGGAGCUUGGUGGUAUAAGAGUUGUCAUUACAGCAAUCUGAACGGUCUAUAUUUGGGUGGAGAAGUCCCGAGUGCUCAGUUAGGUAAAGGUGUGGUGUGGUAUACCUGGCAUGGAAGUCUUUACUCAUUGAAAUAUGUACAUAUGGCGAUAAGGCCAAAGUAUUAUUACUUAAAUACCUUCCUUAAUAAUUGAAAUUGUUUGCAUAAAUAUUGUACAAAGAAAA